UCAAAUUAGCACCAAAACACAAACCAAAAUUUCACUUGCAAGAAUGGCAUCAUCAUCAAUCAAUAACCGCAAACCAAGUGAAAUUUUCAAAGCACAAGCCCAAUUAUACAAACACAUGUAUGCCCACAUAGAUUCCAUGACUCUUAAAUGGUCAAUUGAAAUGAACAUACCAAACAUAAUCCACAAUCAUGGCAAACCAAUUUCUCUUUCAAACUUAGUUUCAAUUCUUCAAAUUCCAUCAUCGAAAAUCGAUAACGUGCAACGUCUCAUGCGUUACCUUGCGCACAACGGAUUCUUCGAGAUAAUAAAAAAUCAAGAAUUGGAAAAUGAAGAUGAAAAAGAAGAAGAGGCUUAUGCUCUCACUAUUGUUUCAGAGCUUCUUGUUAAAGGAAGUGAACUUUGUUUAGCUCCAAUGGUUGAGUGUGCUCUUGAUCCAACAUUUUCAUCUUCAUUUCAUAAGUUCAAGAAAUGGAUUUAUGAAGAAGAUCUUACACUCUUUGGUGUUAAUUUAGGAUCGGAUUUUUGGGAAUUUCUUAAUGAAAAUCCUAAAUAUAAUACAAUGUUCAAUGAUGCAAUGGCUAGUGAUUCCAAAAUGAUAAAUUUGGCAUUGAAAGAUUGUGAUUUUGUGUUUGAAGGGUUGGAAUCAAUUGUUGAUGUUGGUGGUGGAAAUGGAACAACAGCUAAGAUUAUUUGUGACAAAUUUCCUAAGUUGAAAUGUGUUGUGUUUGAUAGACCAAAGGUAGUUGAGAAUUUAUCUCAAAGUGGUAAUUUGACUUAUGUUGAUGGGGACAUGUUCACAUAUGUUCCUAAAGCUGAUGCUGUUUUGCUUAAGUGGAUCUUACAUGAUUGGACUUCUAAGGAUUGUAUAAGGAUACUGAAAAAAUGUAAAGAAGCUGUUACAAGUGAUGGAAAAAGAGGAAAAGUGAUUGUGAUAGAUAUGGUGAUAAAUGAAAAGAAAGAAGAUAAGCAACUUACAGAAAUAAAGCUCCUUAUGAAUGUAUCAAUUUCAUGUCUUAAUGGAAAAGAGAGAACUGAGAAAGAAUGGAAGAAACUCUUCAUAGAAGCAGGGUAAACUUGGUGCAUUUCUUCUCAAUGUUUAAGAACUGUUAGAUGUUGAUGUUGGGGUGGUAACAUUCAUAGUGGGGCAUCCCUUGCUGUCAUGGUACCUUCUUAAUAAGUUCUGCCAUGUUUAGUUUGUAUUAUAUUGUGGGAGUUGUCAAGCUGGUUUUGU
Molecule: messenger RNA, 1231 nt
Organism: Trifolium pratense (red clover)
Lineage: Eukaryota; Viridiplantae; Streptophyta; Magnoliopsida; Fabales; Fabaceae
Product: isoflavone-7-O-methyltransferase 9-like
Exons: 3
Coding region: 44-1072 (342 amino acids)
Biological process (GO): methylation
Molecular function (GO): protein dimerization activity; O-methyltransferase activity; S-adenosylmethionine-dependent methyltransferase activity
Source: RefSeq, a predicted model, not a curated record